AGACCACACCAAAACAGAAAAGACCGGACCACCAUGUCGUCGUUCUUCUCGACACCAGUGGGCGCCGAUGCGGCAUCACUGUGGGAGCGGCUGAGCGAGUCGACGCUUUUGACGAACCCGCUGAACACGGUGCUGCUCCUCGUGGCCCUCUACCUGCUCCUCUCCCUUCUCACGCCCUACUCAAUCACGAACCUGACACCGACGCUCUCUCAGGCCCGCUCGCCUGCAAGAAACCCGUCGACGAGCUACUCGUACCUGCCUGACGUGCACCCGCCUUGCGUGCAAUGGAAAAAGUACACGCCCCGGACGCUUGCCGUCUAUGAUGGCAGCGGCUUCUCUGCCGCCGACAAGAACGGCUCGAUGGACGUGGGUGCGGCCGCGAGGAAGCGGGGCGAUCCCGACAGGAUCCUUCUGGCCAUCCAAGGCAAGGUCUUUGACGUAACAAAGGGCGCAAACUUCUACGGACCAGGGGGACCCUAUGGCAAUUUUGCGGGUCGCGACGCUUCCCGAGGCAUGGCAAAGCAAUCGUUUGAUCUUGACAUGCUCACGCCCCUCGACCAACCGCUGGACAAGCUCGAGGACCUGACUCCAAUGGAGCUCUCAAAUAUGCGCGAGUGGGACGCCCACUUCUCCGCCAAGUACGGCGUCGUGGGCGAACUCGUCAAUGAGGGCGAGGAGGACGACGAUGCAUGACGGAGACAGACAGAGUGGGCAUGUAUUGUAGUAGCUCAGCCUAUGCAAAAUCAAGCUCUCCGUCCUCGAUGAGAUCGUCGAGGAAAGAGCAAAAUGUAAAGAGGGGGAACCCGACAACGUUGUUGUAAUCACCGUCG
Molecule: messenger RNA, 830 nt
Organism: Acaromyces ingoldii
Lineage: Eukaryota; Fungi; Basidiomycota; Exobasidiomycetes; Exobasidiales; Cryptobasidiaceae
Product: cytochrome b5
Exons: 4
Coding region: 34-693 (219 amino acids)
Cellular component (GO): membrane; endomembrane system
Source: RefSeq, a predicted model, not a curated record